AUGAAUGGUGUGAACAUCUAUUUAAAAAAUUUGGUAUUAUUAGUAUUUUCAUUUUUAUACAUAUUUAUUCAUGAAUCUCAAGUGGCCGCUAUUCAUUCUGGAAACCAUCUUUUAAAUGAGCUUAAUGAUAUUUAUUCACCAUGUGAUUUAAAAAACUCUCCUUUUACGGAUUGUGUAUCACUAAAUCCAAGAAAGAUUGGUAGGAAGCGUGGAAAAGAAAUAAGAAUUCAUUCUUCGUUAUUGUAUAUGGCAAAUUACAAAAUGGAAAAAGUAAUAUUAAAAAAACCCGUAAAAUUUCAUGCAUUGAAAAUUUCUCAAUCUUUAGAUGAAUACGAAAAUAAUUAUGAAUAUCAUCAAAAUGAAAUUGAAGCUGAUAUUAUUGAAGAUAAAUUAAUGGGAUCAGAAGAUAUUAAUGAUGACGAAGGGAAAAUUAUGCAAUAUUUGUAUGAAAAAGCCAAAUUUUCAGGUAUGCCAAAAUUGAUUGAUUCUAAUUGGGAAAAUACUGGAUGGAUAGUUAUGGGAUAUUAUGAAGGAAUAUCUUUACAAGAAUUCUAUCAGACAGUAUAUAAAGAUAUAGACGAUAUUAAGGUACAAAAUGAUCAUCAAUUUCAAGAUAGGAUGAUAUUAAAGAAAGGAAUAAUAUAUAAGGAGUUACAUGAAUAUAUUAAAAACAAAUUAAAUACUAAAGAAGUGCAUAUGCAAAGUGAAAAAGGAGAAGAAAUUUCUUAUGAAAAAAAAAAACCAACUGAUACUUUGGAUUAUUUAGAGUUAAACGGUGAUUAUAAAAGAAAUAGCUGGUUUUUUAAUUUAUUAAUAUCUCAAUAUAAUGCAAUAUCUCAAGUAUAUUUAGAGUUAUUAAAUAAAGGAGUAAUACAUUGCAACCCAAGUCCCUCAUCAAUAAUGAUUAAAAAGGGUAAACUAGGAAUACAUCCAAGUGAAAUUAUUUUUGUGGAUUAUUCUCAAUCAAUUAAAUGGAAUAUUGAAACAUCACAAAUAUUUUAUUCAGAUGUUAAACAAUCAUGUAUACCAGAUUUGAAGCCAAUAUUAGCAUUUUUACUUGCAGAUUUUGGAGUAUAUAUUCCUAUGUCAUCAAUUGAUAUCACAUUCUUUGGUGAAAUUUCAUUAGCACCUAUUAAUAUUAUUUCUAAAAUGGAUGAUUCAACAGUAUCUGGCCAAUGUGUUGAUUAUAACAAUUUAAUAAAAGAAUAUUAUAACUCAAAUUUUAAUUGCAAAGAUUUGCUGGCAGAUUAUACAUUAAAACAUUAUCAUUCAAUCAAUUGUGAUACACCUUUACCAUUUAAUCCAGCAUUACCAUAUCAUUUUAAAUUAUUCCACUUUUGUCAGAAAACAUGUCAAGUAUGUAAUAAAGAGUGUGAAGGAUUGAUAUCAUUAAUGAAUACUGAAUUAUAUGAGGAAUCAUUCAAAGAUGGAAAAAAUAAUAUAUUAAAAGAUUCAUUUGUGGAAAGAUUAUUUAGGGCAUGUAAACCAAAUACUGAUUUAUUAUCUAUUGAAAAACUUUCUAACUAUUGGCUUAAUAAUGAUUAUUGGGGAAAAAUGAAUUUAAUUGAUGGUUCAUUAAAUAAUGAUGAUUUGGGAGCUGAUAAAAUUGAUAAUUCAGUUUUGGGUUGUAAAUGGUGUAUUGUACAUCAGAAUAUAUUAAAGAGCAUAUUAAUAUAUUAUGAAUUACCUCAAAUCAUAUUAUAUCCAAAUAUUGAUUUAUUUAUAGGUAAUAUUAAUAUAUUAAUUGAUUCACAUCAGUUAAUACAGAAUAACUUUAGGAAUUAUUUGAUAAAUAUGAAUAUUGAUAUAUUUCAUGAUAUUUUAUCUGGUAAUAUAUCAGAAAAAGAAUAUUUGGGACAAAAGAAAAGUUUUAUAGCUAGAUUUAAAGACAUUCAGUUCAGAAAGACAGUAAAUUCAUAUCUAUUAAUUGGGGGAGAUAUUGGAAAAAUUCGAAUGAAUAAUGUGAAUCCAAAUCCAAAUUUUGGUUUUCCUGAAUUAUCACUAAGGGUUGAAUUUCGAGAAAAUAUUCCAUCAGGAUUGUUAUAUUAUAAGAUUUUAGAAAAAGAUUAUUUACUUAUUAAUAUAAAGAUUAUUAAGCAAGCUUUUGUAAGAUAUAUGUACAAGGGAUUCAGUUCAAGGUAUAGACAAAGAAUACUUGAGAUGUUAAACACUUAUUCAUUAAGGUUAUUACCAAAUUCAUUGAGAAUAUUUCCUAUUUUUGAGACAAAUUUACAGUGA
Molecule: messenger RNA, 2238 nt
Organism: Cryptosporidium ubiquitum
Lineage: Eukaryota; Apicomplexa; Conoidasida; Eucoccidiorida; Cryptosporidiidae
Exons: 1
Coding region: 1-2238 (745 amino acids)
Source: RefSeq, a predicted model, not a curated record